This is a messenger RNA of Manis pentadactyla (Chinese pangolin), 2914 nucleotides long. It is a transcript of the gene RABEP2, whose product is annotated as rabaptin, RAB GTPase binding effector protein 2. Gene Ontology annotation, cellular component: intracellular membrane-bounded organelle. Gene Ontology annotation, biological process: endocytosis. The record is from RefSeq and is a predicted model, not a curated record. The transcript has 13 exons. NCBI's taxonomy places the organism in Eukaryota, Metazoa, Chordata, Mammalia, Pholidota, Manidae. The coding region runs from base 524 to 2362 and encodes 612 amino acids. Gene Ontology annotation, molecular function: GTPase activator activity; growth factor activity.
GAAGCCGACCCAGCCCUCCCCAGAGAGACGCUCCACGAGGGUGGAGGUGCAAGGAGGCCGCCCACAAUUCGCUGUAACGUGAGCCAGGCUCCUGCGGAAGGGCGGUCGGGGCUGAUCAAAGGGCUGGCUCCGCGAGUCGGGGGAGACCUUGAGAGCUUCGCCCUCCUCAGGCUGAGGCCGGCGGAAGUCCCGGAGGAGGUGUAAUUUGAGCUGAACUUCCAAGGUUACCCAGAGACGCCAGAAGACUUGAUGAAAGAACUCGAGAGUCUGAGGGAAGGGCGUUCUAGAACGGCCCACCUCUGGAAAGAAGGCAGAGAGGCGCGGGUUCUGGGGCGGUGGCCAGAAGUAGAUUCGGAAAUCCUCGGCCGAGCCUCCGAAUUGGCAAUCCCCCCAACUCCGGCUUUGGCCUCCAGCCCGGGGCCAUCCGGAAAGAACCGAGCGGAUCCGGAAACAGCCGAGAGGACCCGGAAGCGCUGAGCGCCGUCACCGGCGACUGCGGGGACGGGCCGUUUGCGCGGAGGCGAUGGCAGCAGCUGCGCAGGAGGCCGCGGGCGAGAAUGGCUGGCGACGGCGGACGGGGACCGCACUGCACCCCCAGUCCCGGGAGGGUCCAAAGGUUGAGGCCGAGUCAGAGGAGCUCGGCCGGCUUCGAGCUGAGCUGGCAGGCGCCCUGGCAGAAAUGGAGACCAUGAGGGCUGUGGCGGAGGUGAGCGAGAGCACCAAGGCCGAGGCUGUGGCCGCAGUGCAGCGGCAAUGCCAAGAGGAGGUAGCUUCGCUGCAGGCCAUCCUGAAAGACUCCAUCAGCAGCUAUGAGGCCCAGAUCACUUCCCUGAAGCAGGAGCGACAGCAGGACUGCGAGGAGAAGGAGCGGGAGCUGGGGCGCCUGAAGCAGCUGCUGUCCCGGGCUCACCCCCUGGACUCCUUGGAGAAGCAGAUGGAAAAGGCCCAUGAGGACUCGGAGAAGCUGCGGGAGAUCGUGCUGCCCAUGGAGCAGGAGAUUGAGGAUCUAAAAGCGAAACUGCUGAGGGCCGAGGAGCUGAUUCAGGAGAUCCAAAGAUGUCCCCGGCAUCCCCCUUACCUGCAUGGCUCCACAGAGUUGCUGCCCCUGUCCCGGGAUCCAUCUCCCCUACUGGAGCCCCUAGAGGAGCUGAGUGGAGAUGGGGGUGUGGCGGCCGAGGCCUUCGCCCACAACUGUGAUGACAGCGCCUCCAUCUCCUCCUUCUCCCUUGGUGGUGGGGCCAGCAGCAGUGCCUCCCUGCCCCAUGGCCGCCAGGGCCUGAGCCCUGAGCAGGAAGAGACAGCCUCUCUGGUGUCCACGGGCACCCUGGUCCCUGAGGGCAUCUACCUGCCCCCUCCUGGCUACCAGCUUGUGCCUGACAACCAGUGGGAGCAGCUGCAGACAGAGGGACGGCAGCUGCAGAAAGACCUGGAGAGUAUCAGCCGUGAGCGGGACAAGCUGCAAGAAGGCCUGAGACGCAGCAAUGAGGACUGCACCAAGCAGAUGCAGGUGCUCCUGGCCCAGGUCCAGAACUCCGAGCAGCUGCUGCGGACCCUGCAGGGGACUGUGAGCCAGGCCCAGGAGCGGGUUCAGCUGCAGAUGGCAGAGCUGGCCACCUCUCACAAGUGCCUGAGCCAUGAGGUGAAGCGGCUGACUAUGGAAAACCAAGGGCUCCGGGCCGAGCAGCCACCAACUUCAGGCCUCCAGGGCCUGGAGCCCGACGAGUGCCAGGAGGAGCCACUGCCCAGCUUGGUACCGGAGCUGCAGCAACUGGUACAGCGCACACGGCAGGAGGCACGGGCCCAUCAGCAGGCCCGGGAGCACGAGGCUGAGCGCCUGCGUAUUGAGAUUGUAACCCUGCGGGAGGCAUUAGACAAGGCAGCAGCAGCCAGGGCCAGUCUGGAGGGGCAGCUGAGGGUGCAGCGGGAAGAGACAGAGGUGUUAGAGGGUGAGUAUAUGCUGGAGCCCUCCCCAGGCAGGGUGGGAAAGGAGAGAGGGUGUGGGCCUGACAUCUGGCUCCUGCCUGACAUUCCAGCCUCCCUAUGUAGCCUGAAGACAGAGAUGGAGAGGAUCCAGCAGGAGCAGAACAAGGCCAGGCGGCAGGAAGCCCUGAGGCAGCCACCAGGCUCAGGCCACACAGAGGAGGCCCAGGUCACAGACCUCCUCUCAGAGCAGAGGGCCAAGGUGCUGCGGCUGCAGGCUGAGCUGGAGACCAGUGAACAGGUGCAGAGGGAUUUUGUACGACUGUCCCAGGCCCUGCAGGUGCGCCUGGAACGGAUUCGCCAGGCAGAGAGUCUGGAGCAAGUGCGCAGCAUCGUGGACGAGGCACCCCUCAGGGAUGUCAGGGACAUCAAGGACACCUGAGGGGCCCAAACCCACCACCCCAGGGUUGACCGCCUUUCUCUGCUCCCAAACCAUGAGGCCUGGGCCUUGGGGUCUCAGGAUGUAGUCUUCACCCUCUCCAAGCCUGGGGUUGAGGUGAUGGGGCCACCACUGCCCUGUCCCUCCAGUGCCUCCUCCCAGGGGUGGCUGGGACUUCUCUCAAAGACAGCUGGGUAAGGGUCCCUACCCCUCAAGGAACAAAGGUGCAGGCUCAGAUCUGCAGCUUUCUGGAAGCCAUGCUGCCUCCUGGGUCCUAAUCCUCUGUCCCCACACUCCCAGCCAGACUAACAGCCAUGCCUGUGACAGCCCAUCUCCAUCCCUGAGGCACAGCCAAGCUGUGAGGAGCGGCUCGGAGCCUCCAGCCCAUGUCAGCAGGUCCCUCCACACGUAUAUCCCAAAACAGGCAGCUACUUUCUGGAUUGCAUGACACUAAGAUGCUUGUCCCCAGAGGCUGACCCAGGCCCUAGGAUGAGCAUGAAGGCAAGGCCAGACUUUUCUGUCAUUUAUUUUCAAUAAAUAAGCAGCGCAGCUCAA